Dunckerocampus dactyliophorus (ringed pipefish) is the source of this 1841-nucleotide messenger RNA. RefSeq lists its product as uncharacterized. The transcript has 2 exons. Lineage: Eukaryota; Metazoa; Chordata; Actinopteri; Syngnathiformes; Syngnathidae. The coding region runs from base 101 to 1255 and encodes 384 amino acids. The record is from RefSeq and is a predicted model, not a curated record.
GUUACGUAACGCACAAAGGGAGACGCGUUUUGCCGCAUUCGUUCUCGUUUCAUCCUCAUUUAAAAAGAAAAAACGCAGCAUUUUGGAAUCCUGAGCAAAUAUGCAGCCUGCUGGCGCCAUUACUCGUCGUUUUCAAGCUUUCUUUAGUCGCCAUCUGGAACCUCUCUUAACCUACCGGAGCAUCCGCCCUGCCGCGACGAUAUUGUGUGAGAAUCAGUCCAGGUCAGGGAUGCUUCAUCAGGACCACCAUCGGGCCUACAGAGAUCAAGGCGCCAAUAAUCGCUCCUUUUCGUUGCCAAACGGGAAGUAUGACCAAGAUGGCAACUUUAACUUCCUGUCCGACAAAGAUGACUUCACAGUGAUGAGCAAUGGCGGAAGAGGCGAUGAGAAUCAAAACCAGGAGCGUCCUUGUAAACUGGGACCUCUCGGUCCCGCCCCGACAAACUCGUCCUCCCACAAAAACUCAGGCAUCCUGUCACCUCGCUCCCGCCAGCCCUGCUGGAGCACGCUGGAUCCCCUGCCCGAAAUCGAACACGGAGAUGACGGGUAUGGCCGAGUGCCUCCCGAUGGGGCGGAGGAAAGGAGACUGGAGGAAGAGGAGGGGCAGAUGAUGGCGAAGCACUGGGAGAAAAUGGAGCUUCAGAGGAGAAAAAGCAGCAUCUCAAGCAGGCACGAGCUGGAGGAGAUGAUGAGGCUGGAGAAUGACGACGAGUGGGGAGACAGCGACUCGGAAUCGGACUCUGGUGGGAGCAUGUCCGCCUUCAACAUGGAGACCGGAGGCGACUGGAUGGGAGGCUGGGACCGCAUCGGAGUUGGCGAGCCCAAACUGAGCCACCAGGACUUCGACCCGACGAGGAGCAGCUACAGAGAAGCGGCUGCGAGACGACGAAGCUACGGCCGCAAAUCCCUGUCCGGGAGCCACCUGGGAAACCUCCUGGAGGAGGGAGCCGAAGAUCAUCACGGCCAGUCGACCGAUUCGGAUGGCGAGCUCCCCGAGCUGAUGGAUGCCGUGUGGACGCUGCGGGACCGCGAGAGGUUCAAGGCGCAAGAGAUGGAGAAGCACCAGGUGCAGUUGACCAUGUACCGCCGCCUGGCGCUGAUCCGCUGGGUCCGUACCCUGCAGGGCCGCAUCCAGGAGCAGCAGAACCGCCUGCAGUCCAGCUUUGACGUCAUCCUCACGCACAGGAAGGAGCUGCUGCGCAUGGGCGCCGCUGUGGUCAAUACCGCGCCCGCCACUGCUGUGGGACAAUCAUAGGACCAACAAUCUACGGUGCCUGCAUAUGAAAACGCAGGUGGCGCUUUAACCCUGAAAUGUACGGCCAUUUUAGCCAAUCGCAAGCCUGAAGAAAGUCAUUUGAGGAAAAGGCCCGGAAGCAGUGUAUCAUCCACUCGGACUCAUGGAAUUGUGUGCUCACUCCAGAAUGUCACACUUUAACGAUUUACAAGAAAGAUGCAGCGUCAGUCACAAGUUUGGACAUAACUUCUUACUUUGUCGAAUCAGAUGGUGUCUUUUUUUUUUUUUUUUUAAUGAAGAAAACCGCUCAUGUUUUUCACCAGAGAGCAACAAGCCCCCAAAAUGUAUAAGUUGCUCUUCUUACAGGCACAGUGAAAAGUGCAUUUUUGAGAAUUUUUUUUUUUCGUCUCAAACACCAACAAAUACUUUUGUUUUAUUUUUUAAUUAGGAAAAAAGUCGUAGGAGUUGGAGUUACAUGUAUUUCAUUGGAGAGCAACAAGCCCCCCCCAAAUAUAAAUAGUAUAUAUAAACUAUUUAUUUUUACAUGCCCAGUGAAAAUAACCUUUUUUGGAUUUUUUUUGCUUUUUUUUAAUGUAAAAAAAACCCC